CGGGUCUAAUCCAUUUCUCUUGCGCCAAAUCUAACAAUGGCGGUUCUGGAAGCUGCUCUCUCCAUCCUCUCACUCUCUUCCUCUUCUUCUUCUUCCUCUAAACCUUAUCUCUUUUCUCAACGGUCUAAACCUACCGCCUUUACUCUUCGGAUUCCCAGUAAUCACUCCCCCGUCGUCCCUCUAGGUUCCAGCGCCAUUAAUAACUCUCGGCGGCUCGUCUCCGUACUAUGUUCCGUGACGGAGAAAGAAACUUCGACGGAGGAUGAAACGUCGCAGGAGGAUAAGACUGAAGAAACCCAGAAGUCAAAUCUUAAAAGGAAGCUUUUUGUAUUCAAUCUUCCUUGGUCCAUGAGUGUACAUGACAUCUCCGACCUCUUUCGACAAUGCGGGACUGUGAACAAUGUCGAGAUCAUAAGGCAAAAAGAUGGGAAGAAUCGAGGAUUUGCUUUCGUAACAAUGGCAUCUGGAGAAGAAGCUCAAGCUGCUGUUGAUAAGUUCGAUGCUUUUGAAGUCUCAGGGCGAAUCAUCAGAGUAAACUUUGCUAGAAGGUUCAAGAAGCCUACUCCAAAACCACCAAAUGCUCUUCCUUCUCCUCCCCCUGGAGACACUCGUCACAAACUCUACGUAUCUAAUCUCGCUUGGAAAGCAAGGUCAACCCAUCUCCGUGAGCUUUUCACUGCUGCAGAUUUCAACCCGGUCUCAGCUCGGGUUGUUUUCGCUGACCCUGAAGGAAGAUCUUCUGGCUAUGGCUUUGUCUCAUUUGCUACCAGAGAAGAAGCUGAGAAUGCAAUCACCAAACUCGAUGGGAAGGAGAUAAUGGGUAGACCUAUCAUUCUGAAGUUCAGCUUGACAACUGCCAGUGAAUCUGAAGAUGGUGACACUGUAGAAGACAACAACACUUCUAAAGAUAGUGACACUGAAGAAGAUAACACUUCUGAAGAUGGAGACACUGCAGAAGACAACAACACUUCUGAAGAAAAACCGGUGGAGUGACUCUUAUUAUUUUCUCAGUUAUCUGAUAAGAGCAUGAGAACCUGACUACAGAUCUUAUUACAAUUUUGAAAUAUCUACUGCUACAAAGAACACAAAAAGGAAAAUGUAACAGAAUUAAUCAGUAAACUAGACUUCAAUCCUGCUAA
Capsella rubella is the source of this 1139-nucleotide messenger RNA. Its product is annotated as 28 kDa ribonucleoprotein, chloroplastic. The transcript has 4 exons. Gene Ontology annotation, molecular function: mRNA binding. The coding region runs from base 37 to 993 and encodes 318 amino acids. Gene Ontology annotation, cellular component: cytosol. Lineage: Eukaryota; Viridiplantae; Streptophyta; Magnoliopsida; Brassicales; Brassicaceae. The record is from RefSeq and is a predicted model, not a curated record.